Messenger RNA from Beta vulgaris subsp. vulgaris (sugar beet), 1840 nucleotides. Its product is annotated as 3-ketoacyl CoA thiolase 1, peroxisomal. Gene Ontology annotation, biological process: phenylacetate catabolic process; fatty acid beta-oxidation. The coding region runs from base 302 to 1663 and encodes 453 amino acids. The record is from RefSeq and is a predicted model, not a curated record. Gene Ontology annotation, cellular component: peroxisome. NCBI's taxonomy places the organism in Eukaryota, Viridiplantae, Streptophyta, Magnoliopsida, Caryophyllales, Amaranthaceae. Gene Ontology annotation, molecular function: acetyl-CoA C-acyltransferase activity. The transcript has 14 exons.
UUCUAAUUUUUUUGCGGGACUUUCGUCUCAAGUUCUCAGUAAACCCUUGUCCAAUUUCCCUAAUUCCCUACAAUGGAAAAAGAUACAAGGAAAAUGUGCUAAAAUUUUCGAGAAAUUUUGUUCCCAACUUCCAAAAUCGUUUAUUUUUUGGUGGGUCCCUUAAUAACUAAAUUUUCAGUCUUGACAUGUGAGGUUACGUGCAUGUCUAUAUAACAGAGGAUGUAUGUUUAUGUAAAUGUGUAAAUCAUACACCAACAAAAACCAAGCACAACCAGUACCAGGGUGAGAGAAAGAUAGAGUGAUGGAAAAAGCGUUAAACAGGCAGAAAGUGCUUCUACAGCACCUCAAUCCCACCUCUCCUCGACCUCAUGAUGUUACUUUCUCUACUUCGGUUUGCUCUUCCGGAGAUGAUGGAACGUAUCAUAGAAAUGCUGCUUUCGGAGAUGAUGUUGUAAUUGUUGCUGCUUGUCGAACUCCAAUAUGUAAAGCAAAACGUGGUGGUUUCAAAGACACACUCGCGGAUGAUCUUCUUGCUCCUGUAUUGAAGGCAUUGAUACAGAAGACAAAUGUAAAACCCUCUGAGGUUGGGGAUAUUGUGGUGGGUACUGUUCUGGCCCCAGGUUCAGCAAGAGCAAUGGAGUGCAGGAUGGCAGCAUUCUAUGCUGGUUUUCCAGACACAGUGCCCAUCAGAACUGUGAACAGGCAGUGUUCAUCAGGUCUUCAAGCAGUUGCUGAUGUAGCUGCCUGCAUAAAGGCAGGAUUUUAUGACAUAGGGAUUGGUGCUGGAGUGGAGUCAAUGACGAUUGAUCGUGUUGAUGGUCCUCGCCAUAUUAACCCAAAAGUAGAAAACUUUCCUCAAGCAAAAGAUUGCCUUCUUCCCAUGGGUAUAACCUCAGAGAAUGUCGCGCAAUAUUAUGGUGUGACACGGCAAGAACAAGACCAGGCGGCGGUGGAAUCUCAUAGGCGAGCUGCGGCAGCCACUGCAUCUGGAAAAUUCAGACAAGAAAUUGUUCCAGUUUCAACCAAGAUUGUGGAUCCAAAAACUGGAGAGGAAAACUAUGUAACAAUAUCUCUUGAUGAUGGAAUUCGGCCAGGCACUAACCUGGCAGAUUUGACGAAAUUGAAGCCUUCUUUUAAGAAGGAUGGUACUUCAACAGCUGGUAAUUCUAGUCAGAUUAGUGAUGGGGCUGGAGCAGUUCUUCUCAUGAAGAGGAGUUUAGCAACAAAUAAAGGGCUUCCGAUUCUUGGUGUAUUUAGGAGCUUUGCUGCUGUUGGUGUGAAUCCUGCUGUUAUGGGGAUUGGCCCAGCCUUUGCCAUUCCUGCUGCAGUGAAAUCUGCUGGGCUAAAGCUUGAUGACAUCAACCUGUUUGAGAUAAAUGAGGCCUUUGCAUCGCAGUAUGUAUACUGCUGUAAAAAGCUGAACCUCGAUCCAGCAAAAGUCAAUGUUAAUGGAGGAGCAUUAGCACUCGGACAUCCUUUGGGAGCUACUGGUGCUCGGUGUGUGGCAACUUUACUGAAUGAGAUGAAUCGCCGAGGAACAGAUUGCCGUUUCGGAGUCAUUUCAAUGUGUAUAGGCAGUGGCAUGGGUGCUGCAGCUGUUUUUGAACGAGGUGAUCAUGCUAAUGGAUUAACUAACACUCGCGCUGCUCAGACGAACCAAUAGCAGACUGAUGUUUUAGCAGCAUGAUACCUUUUUCAUUCUAUCUUCCUUUAGAACUUAUAAGCAGAUUCUCUCUACAUCGCAGAACAUUAUUCAGCUGAUAAUAAUUAUGUAUUUUCCAUGAUGCUCAUAUACAAAGAAGAUUUGCUUAGCAAUAAUACAAAACUUUUCUUGUUCUUC